This is a messenger RNA of Hordeum vulgare subsp. vulgare (domesticated barley), 1195 nucleotides long. RefSeq lists its product as uncharacterized. The transcript has 12 exons. The coding region runs from base 110 to 943 and encodes 277 amino acids. NCBI's taxonomy places the organism in Eukaryota, Viridiplantae, Streptophyta, Magnoliopsida, Poales, Poaceae. The record is from RefSeq and is a predicted model, not a curated record. Gene Ontology annotation, biological process: positive regulation of SREBP signaling pathway.
UCUUCCACCCUGUCCCUUCGCUCGUUCGCUACUCUGUUUCAGUGAGGAAAAACCAGCUCCCACGCGCGCGCCCGCUACCCUUUGCCCCGGCGCCCCCCUCCCCGGCCCGAUGGCCAACCCGCGCCUCCUCCUCGCCAGGUUCCUCUGCGUCGUCGCCGCCGUCACCUUCUGCGCCUGCCUCCCCUCCCCAGUCUCCGCCAUCCGGAAGGACAUUGGUUUGGCUGCACCCAUAAUGUGCAGGAGAACCGUUCAAGGCCGGCAUUUGAUAUCAGAUGAUAAUGGUUAUGUAUGUACUGCCCUUUCCAUCGAUCCGUGGUCUCGCUGCUGCCCACGAACAGGAGCACGCUUCUCCUGUCAGGGCUGCAACCUUGAUUUGCAGUGCUGCAAUUCUUACGAGUAUUGUGUUUCUUGCUGCUUGAAUCCUUCUAGGACCAAGGAAGGGGACGUGCUGAAGUUGAAGGUAGCUAAGCCAGUUACUGCUGGAACUUACCCCAGUAUCUUCGAUUUCUGCAUGGGAAGAUGCCGCCAUAGUUCUGCAAGCGUGGUCCAUGAAAAUGCAUAUUUGAGUGAUUUCCAUCAUUGCUUUCUGGUGCAGCAAAAUUCAUCGGCAGGAUCAACUGAAUCUAAUUUUGGAUCAAGGCUGGAUGGCAUUAACGUCAUUUUGGGAAGGCAGGGGGAGUCGUGUACUUCUGCAUGCAGAGCAAAAGGACAGUCAUGUGUUCCAAGCAGGCUUUCUGAGUUGAACAAAUGUCAGAUUUUGCAGAAAUAUAUGAGAUGCAAAAAUGGUUGCUUUCCCAGUCUUGGGCCUGAUCAACCUGCCGAAGUUGUAGAUGAAGCUCCAAAAAAUUUGAACCCUGGAGCGUGCUUGUACAUGCAGAUGGAUGACCGCCUCACCUGUGACGGCUCACAUCAACAUACCCGAAGGCUGUGUCCUUGUGCAUGAAACGGUGGAAAAAAUUGUGGCAGUCCUAAGAGAGGAAAGAGGUAAUCCGGCGAAAGCUGCCGGCUCAAAGUGGCAUGCCCAUUUCUGCACCGAGUUCCCAAAUGGCAUAUAUCGCGGAUAAAAAGAGAACAUAUCGUAGCGCAUGCAGUUUAUCUUUUGCAUGUCUGGAUGCAAUCACUCGUGUCCAGAGCAAGCAGCUUCUCAAACGCUUGUUUUUAUAGUAAUAUAUAUAUGGUCACAAAUUUCCAUGCA